This is a messenger RNA of Caenorhabditis briggsae, 1008 nucleotides long. Bases 1 to 1008 code for a protein of 335 amino acids. The transcript is spliced from 5 exons. Gene Ontology annotation, biological process: calcium-ion regulated exocytosis. The record is from RefSeq and is a predicted model, not a curated record. Gene Ontology annotation, molecular function: calcium ion binding. Gene Ontology annotation, cellular component: endoplasmic reticulum. Lineage: Eukaryota; Metazoa; Nematoda; Chromadorea; Rhabditida; Rhabditidae.
AUGGUUAAGCCAAUUCUUGCCAUUUUCCUGUUCCAAACAGUAUUCAGUAUUCCAUUGAAUCGCUCGGAUAUUCUCGACAAUGAUCAUGUCCAGCUGAUGCCAUUGGAAAGAGACGGUGAAAUAAACGAGAAGUUCCGCCAGGAAAUGAUAUUCUCACAUAAUCUGGACACUACGGACACUAAACAACUUUCUGACAGUAUUAGGGAAAUGUUCAAAAUGUAUUUAAAAAUAUUUUCUUCAAUUUUCUAUGAAUAUAUAUUUAGAACGGACAAAAAUGAAGAUGGAUAUUUGACUACAGAAGAGCUGAAAAGCCAGAUUCGAAAAAAUAUGGAGGACCAUCUGGAGAGAAGUAAAAACGAUUCAGAUGCGUUUUUCGAAAUUAUUGAUCUCAAUAAAGAUGGAUGGGUCACUUGGGAGGAGUUUGAGCCACAUUUCGAUAAUAUGCAUAGAAGCGACCACGAUGAGAAUGAACUGUUGCAAGAUCAUACAGAAGAUCCGCAUCGCGUAGAGGACGAGAAACGAAUGUUCAAUCGUUCGGAUAUCACAAGAGAUGGGCGAUUGGAUAAAAUGGAAUGGCACAUAUUUCUGCAUCCUGAAUAUUCUUCACAGGGUCUGGUGGAAAUUGUCAAUGACCUUAUUGAUGUUUAUGAUAAAAACAACGACCGAGAAAUUUCUCAGGAAGAGUUCGUCCAUGGUAUUCCUGGUAGUAUUGAUGAGUCGAACCCAGAAUUCGAGAAAAUGGAGGAAGAAGAAACGAAAAGGAGAGUGGCAGAGUUUACCACUGAAAUUGAUCAAGAUUCAAAUGGCAAAGCUUCGUUCCGCGAGCUAUAUGAAUAUGUCGAUCCACAAAACUUCCGACGCGCUUCAAAGGAAGUUAAUGAAAUUAUGAUGCUCACGGAUACCGACAACGAUGGGAAGGUUUCACUUGAAGAACUACUUGAACGUGAUUGGUUGCUUGCUCGAUCAAGCCUCCUUUCCGCGCGAAACGGCCUGCAUGACGAAAUGUGA